Habropoda laboriosa is the source of this 667-nucleotide messenger RNA. Its product is annotated as thioredoxin-like. The record is from RefSeq and is a predicted model, not a curated record. NCBI's taxonomy places the organism in Eukaryota, Metazoa, Arthropoda, Insecta, Hymenoptera, Apidae. Bases 101 to 559 code for a protein of 152 amino acids. The transcript has 4 exons.
UGGUAACGUGGAUUGUUUGCGGAAAAUGCCGAACAGGCUACGCACAUGGACAGAGCUACCGAUACACUUGUGUGAGAGCACGGGAACGGUAUAGUGGGAGAUGACGGUAGGUCAUAGUGGGGGUAAGCGUUCUGUCCCAUGUCCCACGAUUCUGGCAUCACUGCAGUCACUGAGGAUUCUGACUACAGCGCUAUCAGGUCGUCAGCCAUUCUACGUACGUAAGCGUGAAACACAUUUCCCACGAGUAGUAAAAAUGGCGAUUCUCGUUCAAAGUACUGAAGACCUACAAAAGAAGCUUGAAGAAGCUGGUGAUACAUUAGUUGUAAUUGACUUCUAUGCUACAUGGUGUGGUCCCUGUCAAUUGUUUAAACCUCAAUAUGAGGCCAUGGCAGAGUUAAUCUUAAAAGUUGAUGUAAAUAUAUGUGAAGAGAUUGCUAAUGAAUAUAAAAUCAAUGUUAUGCCUACCAUUAUUUUCAUUAGACAUGGUAAAGAGCUGGAAAGAUUUUUUGGUGCCAGUAAUGAGAAACUUAAAGCUGCUCUUGAAAAGCUCACGUCAUAAUUUUAAUAAUAAAAAUUAUCAACAGAGGUAACUAGCAAAUGCCUCAUGUUAAUUGAAAAUGAACUUGUGUUUUACUUGCAAAGGAAAUGUAAGGAGAUAUGAAACUUU